UUCGUUUUCGUUAUUUUUGGCCAAAAAAACUGGAUGUGUGCUAAAUUCAUUGGACGACAAUCGUGAAAAAUGACCUACGAGCAACGGGUAGUACCUAGACGUCGUUCUGGUCUUAAACUUUCUCGAUCAUUAGCAAACAGAAUUAUUGCGCGUUUCUGAAUUUAUAAUCCAAGGACUUGGGGAUUUGCCAUAAAUAUCAAGUCGCACAAAGCUCGCGGUGCAGAUUUCGACAUUUUGCGCGCGGUAUGACGGAGAGAUUCCUAAUUUUUUGGUUUGCGGUUAGUGCCCUGGCGGUUAGUGGCGAAAUACCGCCCUAUAUAAAGGUAUGCGAGCAAUCGGUUCAGAAUCUAUCCGCUUGCAUAACAGACUCGAUCGAAUUUCUACGUCCGAAGUUAGUGGAAGGUAUCCCAGAGGUCGACGUCCCUAGCAUGGAGCCGCUCCCGCUGGAGGACCUGGUGAUCGACUCGAUCAGUCCCGGAUCCCGUCUGGCCACAAACAUCACCGACAUGAAAGUCUACGGGGCGUCCAAGUUCGAAAUACAAAAGCUAGUGGCGACUAAGUCGAAGAACGGCAAGACCUUCCGUUUCCAAGUGAACAUCCCCCAGCUGAGAGUGGAGGCGCAUUACCAACUAGACUCCAGGAUACUCUUCCUGGACCUGAAAGGCGAAGGACCGUUCUUCGCCAAUAUCACGAACUACUGGUUCGACUGCACCAUGAAGGGGAAUAAGGUGGAACGCGACGGCAAGAACUACCUGCUCUUUGAGCGGAUGAGACUUAACGUCGUAAUCGGCGACGUCUCGAUACUUUUGGGGAACCUCUUCGACGGCAGUCCCGUCCUCUCCAAGGCGACAAACGCCGUCAUCAACGAUAACGCCCACCUGCUUUUCGACGAAAUUAAACCAGCGCUCGUGGGAACGCUCGAGAAAGUCUUUACCGACAUGUCGAAUAAGAUUACGUUGAAGUUCGAAUAUGAGGAGUUGUUUCCUUAGGAAGGCGCCCUCUGUAUUUCAACUGGAAAAAGACAGUUUAAGGGUCGAGAGAUAAUUCCUGUGGAUUAUCACUUGUUCAUUUGUUAUAUUAUCUCGUAAUAAAGUUAUUUUUCGAUACU
Molecule: messenger RNA, 1108 nt
Organism: Photinus pyralis (common eastern firefly)
Lineage: Eukaryota; Metazoa; Arthropoda; Insecta; Coleoptera; Lampyridae
Exons: 4
Coding region: 246-989 (247 amino acids)
Source: RefSeq, a predicted model, not a curated record